Vombatus ursinus (common wombat) is the source of this 1891-nucleotide messenger RNA. RefSeq names its product alpha-1-antiproteinase-like. NCBI's taxonomy places the organism in Eukaryota, Metazoa, Chordata, Mammalia, Diprotodontia, Vombatidae. Gene Ontology annotation, molecular function: serine-type endopeptidase inhibitor activity. The record is from RefSeq and is a predicted model, not a curated record. The transcript is spliced from 5 exons. Gene Ontology annotation, biological process: negative regulation of endopeptidase activity. Bases 105 to 1337 code for a protein of 410 amino acids.
ACCCCUUGCUAUAAGUACUUAGGUAUUCAAAUAACACCCCAGGAAACAAGAGGUUCUGGGUCAGCUUCCUGGUGAGUUUCUGCAGGACACUGGAGAGGGAGCUAAUGAUGACGUUCACUCUGAAAUUUUGCCUGAUGUUGACUGGGCUAUGCAGCCUGGUCCCCAGCCACCUAGCUGAGGAGCUCCAAGCCAGUCAAGACAGUGUACACCCACUCUCUGCCAGUCACAGAAUUUCCCCCUAUAUGGCUGAUUUUAGCUUCGAUUUGUACAGGCUGCUGGUUUCUAAAUCCAACACCACCAACAUAUUCUUCUCUCCAGUGAGCAUCUCCACUGCCUUUACCCUGCUGGCUCUUGGGGCCAAAUCAGCCACUCAUGAUCAGAUCCUACAGGGACUGGGAUUCAACCUCACUGAGAUUUCAGAGAAAGAAAUCUUUGAGGGUUUCCAACAGCUUCUCCAUACACUCAACCUACCUGGAAAUGAGCUUCAACUGACCACAAGCAAUGGCCUGUUUAUAGAUAAAAAACUGGAAGUUGUAGAGAAGUUUUUGGAAGACAGCAAGAAAUUCUACACUUCUGAUACCUUCUCUAUUGAUUUUGAAGACAAUGAGGCUGCCAAGAAACAGAUCAAUGACUAUGUGGAGAAGGAGACCCAAGGAAAAAUAGUAAAUUUGAUUCAGGACCUUCACUCUAGCGCAGAAUUUGUUCUGGUAAAUUGCAUUUUCUUUAAAGGCAAAUGGGAGAAACCCUUUGAAGCAGAGCUCACUGAGGAACGUCCCUUCCAUGUGAAUGCUGAAACAACUGUGCCUGUUCAAACAAUGAGCCGCCUAGGCAUGUUCCAUGUGACUCAUGACAAUGACCUGGCCUGCUGGGUUGUGACGUUGGACUAUCUGGGAAAUGCAAGUGCCUUUUUUAUACUGCCAGACAUAGGGAAGCUAGAACAGGUGGAGAAUGCCUUGAACAAAGAGCAGUUUCAGAAAUGGUCAAGAAACUUGCAUCGCAGGGCAAUUACUUUAUAUCUUCCAAAAGUUUCCAUCUCAGGAAGCUACGAUCUGAAGGUUCUAAAAGAUCUGGGCAUUACAGAUGUAUUUGAAAACAGCGCAGAUCUCUCUGGAAUCACAAAGCAAGAAAAGCUUAAGCUUUCCCAGGCUCUGCACAAGGCUGUUUUGAACAUCGAUGAGAAAGGAACUGAGGCUUCAGGGGCCACUUUCUUGGAAGCGAUACCUAUGUCCAUUCCCCCUACCGUUGACUUCAACAGGCCUUUUAUAAUUGCCGUUUAUGAAACAAAAACAAAGAGCACACUUUUCUUGGGGAAAGUUGUGAAUCCUUCUGGAAAUUAACUUCAGCAGUCUCAGCCCCCAAGAUCUCAUUGUUCGCUCCUCUACUGCAGAAUAAAGCGGCAGCAUCCUGCUGGCACCUGUACUCUCAGUGCAGAUUCUCAAUAUACUCCAUACCAAUUAAUUUUAAUGAUUCAUAGGGAUGUCUACAAAUCAUUAAGGCAAGUGGGAAGACAACUACAAUUAUAAACAUGGGAUAUAAAAGCUCUAAGAGAAUUUAGACCUUAGCAAUUUAGAGCUAAAAGGACCCUAAGAAUAUGAAAUGAUGAUGCUAUAGGGGACCUUAGAACACAGACUUUUAUGGCCUAGAAAUAGAUUGAAAUGGAUUCAGUCUUCUACUCUCAAUAAUUGUCUGUACCAUGUCCCAUACAGAUUUCCCCUGGGUCUAUCAGAAUUUAAUUGAUUUUUGCCCAAUCCAGGGGAUCCCUUGGGAACAUCAGAAUAUAGUUCAUGUAUAGACCUCUGUGAAAAAAAAGUAAAAGUUGCCUGAUUUCAAUGGGGCUUAUCUAUCUUUGUAAUCCACUCAGUGGCUUAGUAAUAAACUCUCUAUAUAGUAA